This is a messenger RNA of Podarcis lilfordi (Lilford's wall lizard), 11842 nucleotides long. The record is from the annotation of a GenBank genome assembly. NCBI's taxonomy places the organism in Eukaryota, Metazoa, Chordata, Lepidosauria, Squamata, Lacertidae.
UCUCUUGCCACCACUGCUGUGAAAUAAGAAGAGCCACACUUGUGACAUUUCCAGUUCUUCUGUGCAACUGUCUAAAGAUGGAGAAGCCCACUUGGGGGCUGGACCCGGCAAUGCUAUCUCCAACAAAGGAACCCUGAUGCUAGUGACCUCUUUUCAGUAAUCCUCUCCACUGGUAGGCUCAGUGUUGCCAAGCACAAACUUUCCUACAGCGAAAGAGAACUCUAGAAGCAGCAGAAUACUAAAAAUAAGCCAGUAUGAUGUGUGAAUUAAAUGAGGGUGGCAGAAAUGUGUAUUUGCUACCCUGCUGCCACAUCCAACUGCAAGACACCCAUAUAAUCACACCACAGGGAACCCCAUUCAAUCUAACUUUUAAGUAACUCGGGAAAAUUUAUUGGCCAAUAUAUAAACAAACAAACUUCAUUAGCACAGAGUUAAGGCUCCCCUGGGCCCACUCAUUUCCUCCCAGAAUAUCCUCCCAGCAAAAAUGUAAACUUCACACAAACAAUAAAUAAAAGGUUGGACUCUGUUAUACCAGAAAGGUGCCACAGUUUCCCUGGUGAACACUGAUCUUUGCCAUUUAUCCUCACAGAACUUGUCACUUCUUUCCCAUCACAACUAUAGAGCACACAGUCCCCUCACACUCCAUCAUGUUCUUCCCUGGACCAAUUCACCAAAUAAUCUUGUUUUGCUUUGGUUGGUUUUUUUUUUUUUUUGAAUACUCCACUGCUCAAAGAGUGCUGAAAGGAAGUUACUAGGCGCCUUGAUCUCAUUGUGAGAAAACACAUUCCAAAGCUCCAGAAGAGCUUUGUGUUCCGGAAGAGUAUUCCGGAAGAGGCUCUUGCCAGCUUAAUGCUUCACAAGAAAAGGCUGUCCUGGAGGUGAGGGGAAUGUUAUCUUUUGUUAGGGUGAUACCUAGAUGCACUGCAAUCAUAUCAGCUGGAAAGUCCCACACUACUACCAAAAGUACAAGGUUGGGGGGGUUGAGGCAGGAAGGGGGACUCAUUUUGAGACUCUAGAUUCCAGGUGGAUGAUUUCCUAGGAGGAAUAAGAGCUUCAGGAAUGGGUUUAAUGCCAAGGGCUAAGAGAUAAGGACCAAAAGAUGAGUAAACAGCACAAAGGACUAAAAAAAAAAAACUUCAAAAAAGGGAGCUGGAACUUCAGGACCGCCAGAAACAGUAUUUUUUGUCGUUGGCAUCUGUCUGUCUCGAGAGAUAAUAGAAUGCCCCUCUGGGGUGAAGUCAGACUGCUCUGUUAGUGGCACUUCAGUUGACCUCCCCAGGGUGCAAGCCUGGGCAGUAUGUAUGGAGGUCUUGGGUUGCUCAGACGACAAGCCCCCUCUCCUCUGCCUUGAUGAUGUGGUCCAAGGGAAAGCAGAGCAAUUGGUUUGGCACCAGCUUGGCUGGUUGUCAGGAGUCAGGAGAAGGCAUGCAAGAUACCAUCCAACUGCUUUAGGGAAUCGACUCUGGAUAUGUGUACUCCUUAGCUUUUUUUCUCUCUGGAAGAUAUCCCACAAGGCAGCAGAAGUUUAGAAUCAAGAGUUUUCCUUCUAGAUGGGCUACCUUCCCAGGUUAAUGAGCCCCAUCUGUCCCUCACUUCCCUCCUCAUUCACUAAAACAGAGACUCUUAAAAGGAAGUUUAAUUAAUUAAUUCAGAUUAAUUUUAUCAAUCUGGAACAGGCUUCCAUUACAUAUCAGAGAGACAUUGUUUCUACUGCCUUUUCAGCACCUAUUGAAGAUCAUCUUUUUUUCAGCAAGCCUUUAAAUAGAGCCUUUUAUCCCAGUCUGUUUCCUUAUUGGAUAUGAAAUCCUUUUCAUAUAUGAAAUCUUUUCAUAUAUGUUUUAUUGUUAAUGUUUUAAAUUACUUAAAGAUGUUUCACAGGAAGUGAUUCAUAAAUGGAAUGGAAUGAAAUAAAGUAAAAUAAAAAAAGGGGGAAGAGACAUUUUUAAAGGAAGUUGAGAGAGAUGAAAGAUCUGAAUUUCACUGUUGCUCAGUUUAGAAUGCUGGAGAAGGUUUGAAAAACUGACAAUACAACAUCCCUGAAAGAGCCUAACCAAGAAAAUUAGAAGUUCUAACUUGCAAAGAUUGCAAUCUGGAAAACAGGUCCAGAAAAAAAACUCCUCAGGUUUACAAAAUGCCUGAAAUCCCCCCCCCCUCUCUCUCUCUCUCUCACACACACACACACACACACAACCCAUCAACAAAAUACUUUUACAGAAUUAUUAGCUCAAAUGCAACAUUAAACUAUUACCGUGAAAUGUUCCUGAUUGCGAUCAGUGGGUAAAUACCACAAACACUGGGAAAUGUCUUGCAAAAAGAACUUUAAAGGGGGGGGGAGAGAAUUCUGGGCUCUAUCACAAUAUCCCUUCCUGUAACUAUAAAUGUACAAUCCUAUGCAAACGCAAACACUUUAAAGCACACCCCAUUGGGACAUACAUAGUGCGCACUGAGGCAUACACACCACACAUUUAAAUCACAUUUCUUGCCCCAACCCCCACUUGAAUCCUGGGAACUGUAGUUAACCCCUACACUACAGAGAUAUAACACACACCACCCUUAACAAUCUACAGUUCCCAGGAUUCAUGUGUGUUGAUAGUGGUGAUUAUCAGAUUUUGGAGUCCUUCAAGAGCAGGAGUAAAUUUUGUUAGAGAGCAGUGUUUACCAAGACGUUGCUCAAGCAAUAUGGACCUUUCUAAAUCCGCAAUUCUGCUACUUGGGAAUUCAAUGAAGGAUAUAAUCCUAAACACACCACCAAAUAAGUGCCGUUGAAGUACGGAGGAAUUAUUUUUAAGCAAAUCUGCUUAGGGUCCUUUUACUCCCUACCCCAGUCUUUUUCAAGUCAGUCGUCCCACUCAUUUCAGCGGGGCUUGCUCCAAAGUAAGAACGCACAGGAUUGCUGCUGUGUGCUCAGAUCCUGUGCAAACUUACUUGGGAGUAAAUAUUGUGGAAUGAGGUGAGACUUCUAAGUGUAUAUAGGCUCAAGUUAUUACUUGGGUAUUAUUUUCACUCAGAUACUAACGGGACUAACCAAUUAUCUGAGUAGCUCGAUUUCAAAUUGAAAGCGGGGGCUCACGUUGAUUGCAUGCUACUCUGAGCGUAAGCAAAGGUCCCUUCCCUUCCCUUUCUCGCCUCCCUCCCAAACCCCAUAGAAAACAGGCGCGCCAAGGCGAGAAGUUUUUGCUCUCUUGCUGACAUCCCAUUCUCGAUGUGCAGGGUUUGUUCUGCAUGAAAAAGAAUUUCUGUUGGGUGAUUCCACGUCUGUAUCGGCACCAUCCAGAGUCACAUUUACUACCUUUUCUUGAGGACAAGGCCUUGAGAAAUGAGCACCGCUGAAAUUAAUUGGACUUGCUCCGAAGAAAACCUAGGAGGAGCCAGUAUGGAUUUUCAGCUCUCUGCACUAUCAGGAACUUGGGCUGAAGACAACCCAGCAACGAACCUGAUUCCGAUUCUGGUCUGCAACCCAGAUCUUCUGCUAGCCACAGCUCCUUCUGAUAUGCCUCUGAAACUUAACAUCCAAGAGUUAUAUAUUGCACUGUAUUUAUAAAAGCAUUUAUAUGCCGCUUUCUCGUGCAAAAUACCAAGGCGGGUGUGCAAGCUCCACGAUCUGUGUUCUGCGCGUAGCAGAUCGUUAGGCUGUUGGUUUUCAUAGACAACGGCUUCCUAUCCGCUUGCUCCGGGUGCGGCGAGUUGGUUGCUUUCCUCUCCCUUUUUCCUGGGUCUGCAUCAGACUGUUCUCCAUGGGGCCCUUGGUCUGGGAUUGGUCGAACCGGUAGGAGUAGUAGAGAGAGAUCUGGCUGAGGGAUCCUCCCUUUUGCUAGGGCUAAUUGGAUCGAGUCUGAAAGCAAGAUCAUGUACACCUGGGAAAGAGGGCAGGAAUGGCCUUGAAACGCCAUUAUAAUCCGAGAAAAAAGGAGGAGGAAAGAGUAGGAACUUUGGGCAGCCGCGGUGGGGAAGACUGACAGCUACGCGGAGCGCUCCCCUGUAAGUUUUUAAAGGCUCAAAUAUUGAACUAUGUGGUGCAGUUCUUUUCACGGAUUUAGUUACAGUUUUUCCUCGGGGUGAGCCUCUUACUGUUAACUCCUGUUUUAAUUUACUUGCUAGCCUGGGUCAUCACUCCCGACUCCAUAAACCUUCUCCAAAGCCGCUCCUCUCCCCACGUGUCCCCCUUUUCUCUCCCUCGCACCAUUUGCUCCUAUUUUUUUCUGCACUGCAGGUUGAUUCGGAAUACCAAGCUAUGAGCGAGCCUGUGUCUCCAGUCCGCGUGGAAGUUUUGACUCAGGUAAGCAGGAAACAACACCUCCCCCCCCCAAAAAAAAACCCACGUAGCUCAACCUAUAGGCCUCUGUGGGAAAAUAGUUACUCGAGAGGUGGUGACGGGCCUGGGCGGGUGCGCGAUUUGGAAUGGGUCGAGCUCAGGGUUGGUUGUGGCGCUAUGCAGCCCCAGAGAUUGGGAAAGGGGCGAGGUGGUUGUGUGGAUAGAAGAUUUUCGGGGUUCCGAUGGAAGCCAUUUUAAAUCUCUGGGGUCAUAAAUGAGAGUUGCUCCUAUAGGAAUCAGUGGUUGGUUAGGGGAGUUCUGACUGGGCAUGCCUCCACCCCCACAAGCAAAGCUUAAAAGAAGUAUUACUGCACUGUCCUCACUCAGAGAGGAAGGGCCUUUUUUAUUUUUUAGGUGUUUCAAGAAACAUUGGUGGCAGGGAGGGGCAGCUGCCCCCCCCAGUCAAUAAAAAUCGAUAAAAAAUACAUAGCUAACCGAGGUUUUGCCCACCCCCCAACAAAAGGCCUGCCCCACCCAAAAAAAAUUCUGGCAAUGCCCAUGCCUGCCAUCACAAAUACAGCCCAUUAUCUCCAUAUUGCAGGUUGGGGACGGCUGCUGGGAGAUACUGCUUAUGCCAGCCCUUCAGUCUGCUAGUAAUAUGACAGGUUGGGGGUUCAGGUGAUUUCUAGCCUAAAAUCCCCUGCAUUAAAAGACCACUUAGGUUGUAGCCAAGGUCAGUCUAGUCACACUGCCACCUGCUAGCCCAAAUCCAAUACUUGGCUAUGUGCAAAAGCCUUGUCCUCUAUUAACUUGCAUGCAGGCAUGUUUCACUUUAAAAGCAUCUUUGGAUAUAUCUGAAGAGAAUUGGGCUGUGAACUUAUUUGGGGGCAUGGGUGUGUGACUUCUGCCCAUGAUGCCAGAUCACAGCUGCCUUAGAACCUUGGAUUUCUCCAGUGACUUUUUUGAGCUUCUCCUUUCUGGGUGUAGAAAAGAAAAGGGAAAACCAGUCUUGAGUGUAGUCGUUAAGGCUGUAAUCCUCCACAUCCUUGCCUGGGAGUAAGCACCAUUGAAACUGACUAUGCUUCCUUCCAAAUAUACUUAUAUAAGGUUACAUUUUCUGUGCCUAUAAAGGGAGCGGCUCUGUUAGUACAGUCAGUUGCAUUCUUCAUGCAAAGGUGGAGUUAUUUGUUGCAUCCCCACUUCCAUGUUGAGUAACAUGGGAAUGCUAAUGCCUGACUUGGAUUGACUUUUUUCCUAACGUUCCUAUCAAAAUGGCUACCUGCAAUUUCUUUCUUUCUUUCUUUCUUUCUUUCUUUCUUUCUUUCUGGUCUUACUCUUUAGGGGUCACUCUUUCAUGUACAUUUUUAUUACGCAGUACCUCUAUCUUUAAUUUAUAGCAAAAAGCAACACUUUAAAUACAUUUUGGACUUCAGUUUGGAACAUGAUUUCUCAGUGCUGUCCAUAUUUUUUCUAUUCCAACAGGGGAAAUAUAAAAGCAUCACAUUUGUCAGAAAUAAUCUCAAGAUUAGAUCUUCAUGAAACCAUUUUUAUCAUGUUGAUUUUCUAAUUUUCGUAUUAAGUUGUUUUUAACUAGUCAGCAGUACAAAGUACUUGCUAAUCUUUCUACUCUUCUACACUUAUUUUUGCUGCAGUUAAUUUCCUAAUGAGCAGGUCAGACCUAAUCAAGCAAAUGGCCUGAACGCGUUUGAUGGAUAUUACAAGGAGGUAGCAGGUGAAAAGAAUGAAUAGCGGCAGAGUUGGAGGGUGGGGAACCUGGGUUCAAAUCGCUGCUCAGCCAUGGAGUUCAGCUGCAGUUCAGUCCUAUACUUUUUGUUUACUUCGGGGGGGGGUCCUAAUGAUGCUCAUGGUGGUUCCUGGUUUGCAGUUCCUUGUUCAACAAAAAAAGUACAUGAGCAGCUUAAAUAAGGAGCAGAAGUUGACAUACUUGGGUUUUUCCGUCACCCCAACCUUGGGUCACACCAGAUUGUACCCCUACAAGGACACUGUUCCCUUAGCCUUGGUUCGGCUCCAAACAGUUUUGUGGGCAUUGAAACUCUUUUCUGGAGGAAAGCUCCACUCACGCUCCCAUUCUCUGCAGCUCCAAGCCCAUGGCAUUGUAUCGGAAUACAUCACCUACCCUCGUGUAACCUUCUCGUCUGCCUCUCGCCUCUGUGUCCGGCACAGCCCUCCUGGGGACUCCUCCCGGCAAUCGCUGACGCUCUUGGAUCCCCGUGCAUCUCCCAAGGAGGAUCAGGCUCCGCCAAACUGGACUUUGCAUCAUGUGCAAGGGGCUCUGGCUAAUCCUAGCUGUCCACUGCUUGCUGUCAGAGGUACCGUCAUACCUCGGGUUACAGCUGCUUCAGGUUGCUUUUUUUCGCGUUGCGGACCGCCGAAACCCGGAAGUACUGGAACGGGUGACUUCGGGUUUUGGCGGUCGUGCAUGCACAGAAGCGCCAAAUCGCAACCCACACAUGCGCAGACGCGGGUUGCGAAUGCUCCGUGUUCGCAACCCGAGCGUCCACGGUAUUUCAUUGAUAGGAACGCUAUCUGGUUAUUGGAAAGUAGAGUUGAGCAAAGGAGAAGAAGUCUGGGUGUUGUGUGUUACUAAAUUCGCCACAGACUAGACCCACUGAAAUGAGUGGGCCUAAGUUACAGAUGUCCUUAAAUUUCAGUGGGUCUGCUCUAGAGUAGGACUUGCAUUGGAAGCAAUCCAGUGUGGAUGGGGUGAAGGAAAAAUAAUUGGGAGUGAUGGAAAGCGAAUACUAGAGGGUCAUUUUGGUACUGAAGGGGGAGGACUUCUGUUAUUGCAGAGAAGUAAAGGGCUUGAAUUGAACUGAGGUGUCUUUGAGUGGGAGAUAGGCUUAGAAGAGGGAAGGUGGUAACACUGUCUGGCUGUCAUUUUAUUUUGGGCAGUGGUUGUUCUAAAACUGUGGGAGAGGUUGGAGUAUUUGUUAUCCCUUGGGAUAGCAACAUUUCCAAAGGAAUUCUUUGUCUCUGACCCACUUAAUGUUCUGGUAAUGCCAAGCGCUCUCUCUGCAGCCUUUGGAAACGUCAAGUCAUUUCUGGUGAAUGAGUGUCAUGUCCUAAAGUUCUCAUUUGUAGCUUUCCGUAUUAUUUACCUGCUUUCUAUUUGGUUGUGGGGCUUCUCAUUCAGUUUUGCAGAAGAGACACAGGUGCACCUAAAAUACAGUGAAUUGUCAGUUUUAUAAAUUGAGGGGCCUUCACUGUCAAGCGGCUCCACUCCCUCAAACCGCAGCAGUUGUCUUAAUCUUCCCUCUUCUUUCUUCUAGCGGGGCAGCUGGCCCAGGUCUACGACGUGGACCAGCGUUCCUUAAGGUACCAGUGGGAAUUUGCUCAUCCUAUUGAGUACUGGGUGUGGUUGAACGCUGACAUUCUGGCUGUGGUGACUGAGGAGGAUGUCUUCCACUGGACCGUAAAACGUGAGUGUUCGAGGGACUUGGGGAAGAUGUUGUUGGCGUGGCUGUAAUGAAAGAAUCCUUGGCACGGGCAGGUUGUAGGCAGAAUGAUGAAUGGAGUUAAGUGGUGAAACCAAGGGUGCUUGAUGGAUGGAGUUGGGAGUAAAGGAAAAGGACAAAGGACACAUGCAUUGUAGGAGAGGCAGGCUGUCUAGUUUAUGGGAUAAGUUAGUGAUUAUUGAAGGGAAUUAUUGGGGAAGCAGUGUGCUGGCGUUGCCUCAACAGUCUACUGUGAUGAAAAUUAAAAGCAGAGGGGUAGUUUGAGGAUCUAUCCAUGGAGGAUUGUCCUAAAGCAGCAAAGUGCCCUUUGAAGCAGACUCUCCCCCCCCCCCCCCGGAAGCUGUUUCAAUUGACACUUUGCUCAGCUUCUCCUUUAAGUGGGCGGGUGGCAGCUGUAGCGUCAUAUGCAGCCCAGCCCCCUUAAAGGAGAAGACAGAGCACUUUAAUCUUGGCACAUUAGCUCAUUAGAUUAAAUCCUGUUGCCUUGGCUGUGUGAUCCUGUUGCCUCCUAGGAACAGGACGGCAUAGCCAGUGCAGGGUUGAACCCUGUCCUCCCACCCAUCAGCUGACAUAAUCACUGAUGGGUAGGUGAGUGCGGUUUAGGCACAGUGGUGGCCAGACUUGGCCCUCCAGCUGUUUUUGGACUACAACUCCCAUCAUCCCUCGCUAAUAGGACCAGCGGUCAGGGAUGAAGGGAAUUGUAGUCCCAAAACAGCUGGAGAGCCAAGUUUGGCCAUCACUGGUUACGGAAAGGGCCUGGCAUGUCAAAUUGAACCCCUUGGCCAGAAGUUCCCUACUUAAUCUAUCACGUAAGCCAUAUGAAUUGAGCAGAAGACCUUGACUCCAUUCCUUGUCUGUAAUCUCUCUUCAAGGUUCCGGACCAAGUUGGCAGUUUAGCCGACAUGAACGUCUCUGUGGCAUGGAGGUGGUAGGAUAUCAACGGGAUGCCAGUCAUAUGUGGAUGGCUCUCUCUGCUCUAGGACUUGAGCAGGUACAUAAUUCUCUGCCCCCAUGGCUGUGAUAUGUCUCUUGUUUCUAUUUUAUAUUUUUAAAAUAUUUUAAUUAAGUUUUACAUAACACAUUUCAAUUUAAACAUAUCAUUCACCUUCACAUUUAGGAUUCUCUGAAUCCCCUGACUUCCCACCACCCUUCUCUGGUUUUCAUUGUCAAUCCCUUUUUAUUUCAGCUUAUCCAUUUAAAAAAAAAAAUGUUAAAAGUUAAGUCUCUUGUUUCUAAACCCAUUACAGUGGUACCUCAGGUUAAGUACUUAAUUUGUUCCGGAGGUCCGUACUUAACCUGAAACUGUUCUUAACCUGAAGCACCACUUUAGCUAAUGGGGCCUCCUGCUGCUGCCACGCCGCCGGAGCACGAUUUCUGUUCUCAUCCUGAAGCAAAGUUCUUAACCUGAAGCACUAUUUCUGGGUUAGCGGAGUCUGUAACCUGAAGCGUAUGCAACCUGAAGCGUCUGUAACCUGAGGUACCACUCUACAUGGCUUGGUGGCUCUGUUCUAACCCAGAUAUAGCCAACAUUGUGCCUCAGAUAUCGUUGGACUCCAGUUCCCACCAGCCCUAACUGGCAUGGCCCAAUAGUCAGGGAUGGUGCGAGUUGUAGUCUAAGCGCCAUUGGCUACCCAUGCUCUGAAUCUCUCUCUCUCUUCGUUUCCUUCUCACAGAGCCAAGUUGUGGGCCUGACCCAGCUGUAUUGGCGAGGGGGCCCACUUUCUCAGGUCAUAGAAGCCCAAGCAGUAUCCUUGCCUCAGCACAGAUUUUCCAGGAAUCCAAAACCUUCAACAUCCCUCUUAGCUGCUGUGCGGAGAGGCAAGGAACAGGCUGGACAGGUGACUGGGGCUUAUUAAGGAUGGGCAAAGAAGAAGUUGGGAGCCAAGGUCUACUGGGUAGGGAGCCAGUAAAGUCUCUAACUCUGCACUUGCUUCUUGUUUGUGUCUGCAGUUUCAUGUGGUAGAGCUAGGCCCACAUCAGCCAGGGAACGCCGCCUUGCUUAGUGCCCGCGACACCUUGCCUUUCAAGGGGACUCAGCUAGGGGACUUCCCCAGUGCAGUACAAGUGAGUUUUGCCUUGGAGACAGUUGGCUUAUGGACCUGCUGAACCUUGGACAACAACUUCUCUCAUCCCCAUGCUGACUGGGUCUGAUGGGAAUUGUAAUCCAAAACAUCUGGAAGGUGUCAGUUGGGCUGAUGUAGUUGGUGGUGGGUUUUUUUUUGUGCCUUCCCCAUCUAACCCAGUGGAUGUCUGGCUAUUUGAUCCAGAGUUGGUGGCCAUGUUUUCCAAGUGCCCGGGAGUAGUUGGGACAAGGGGAAGAAGCUUUUAGGGCAUUGCCGGGGAACCUCUGGAACUCCAGAUGUUGCUGAACUACAACUCCCAUCAAGCCCAGAAAACAUAGCCAUGGGAGUUGUAGUUCAUCAACAGCUAGAGGGCCAAAGGUUCCGCAUGCCUGUUUUUGGCAAAGGGUGCCUAACCUCUUCGGGCCUGGGGUCUCGUUUCUAAAUCUAAAACUUCUGUGGCCAUCACAAUAUAUCAAUUUCGCACAAGGAACACUGCCUGUGCUUAGAACUCCCCCACUGCCUGAAAAACAGGCAAAACAUGGGUUAUUAACCCCCCUUCCCCCACAGGCAGACACCAAAAGCAGAAACAAAAUAGACAAAAGAAGCAGACAGGGAUACCCCAAACAAACAAACAAAAUGUUUUUUUUAUUAAGGGAGGUCAGGGCCCCCCGGAUGGGUGGGUCUCAGGGUGCCAUUAUGCACUCAAGAGCCAUGCUGGUAAUCCCAGUCAGAGUAUGGUUAAAUAAUAUUGAUGAGAUGUGGGAAGGAGACUGGUUCAGACUUCUCAAACAACUGCUUUUCUAUCCUUUUAGUUCCUGCCCCACUUGGGUGUGGUGGUCAUUCUUACCAAACAUGCUUUCCUCUUCCUUGCUGAUGUGGAGACGGCACAAACCAUCCAUCGCAUCCACCUGGUCUUAGAUAUCCUUUUUGCUACUGUACUUGAUGACGAGAGGCCCCACAGCCUGCUGGGAGUUUGCCGUAGUGGCAAGGUGAGUCAGAGGAAUGGAGGGACUUAAGUAUCAGGGUAGAAAUGAGGUGAGGUCUGGGAGCCAUUGCCUUCAGGUUACCUAAACUCCCUUUUGUCUUUGCUGCUCCCCCAGGUGCUGUCUAUCUCUAUCUGUCCAUACGCUCUGUGUCAAUAUAUCUCCCACCAUCCUACCAGCCUCUGCCUUUCCCAGCGGGUGCUACAACUGGUGGGCCAGAUUCCUGCUCCACAGAAAGCCAUUUCUGUGGAGUGACUUCUCCUCACCCAAAAUACUGAGAUGGAACGCUUGCAAGUGCCUCAAAACUGUUUUCAUUCCUAAGUGGAUCUUAUGGGGGCUUUGGGAAAAUGGAAAAGCAAAUUGAAAGCAUAGGAACAGGGUGAUGUCCACAGCAGUAAUGUGGAUGCCUGCUGAGCAGCUAUGGAAGCAGGGAAGAAAGAAUUGAUAAUUUUUGUGGGGAAAGAUGACUCUUAUAACUAUGAAUAUGAAUGUGAUGUUUUGGGUAUAUUGGAGAUUUUUUUAUGAGGAGCAAAGAGGGUGUUAUUUAUGCUGCAGGGGGCAUUGGCAUUGACUAUGUGUCUGGUGGUGGUCUCUGCCUGCUAUAUUGUCUGGCUUGCUUCCCUUUUGAAAGGGGUGCUGAUCCUGUGGCAGCUGUGUGCCUUGUCUCCAAGGAACACUGGGUCAUUGGUGCAGCAGAGGCAAGAGCUUCUAUCCACAGCUCUGCCUUUCCCACCUUCUAGGUCAUGACCUGCUGACUUACCAUUGCUUUGGAAAAAAAUAAAAAUAAAAGGAAGCUGAGUGGCUUAUUUACAUACCUACUAGUCAUUCACACAGGGAGCCAGAAUGACAAAAUUGCCAGUGUUUCCACAACAAGGGUGCCAUUUUAAAUUAAUAUCUGUCUGGUGUGAGCAAGUUUUUUUGGGGUUUUCCCGAGACGUGAAAAUACUCAGGACUUUGUGUGUACGUAUGUAUAAAUAUAGUGGGUUGUUGUUGUUGUUGUCUUUUCUGGCAAUAUUUGGUCAAAGGGCAGUUCAGCAUAUGAAUAAAAUACACCUCCACCCAUCUACA